Coregonus sp. 'balchen' is the source of this 2687-nucleotide messenger RNA. The record is from the annotation of a GenBank genome assembly. NCBI's taxonomy places the organism in Eukaryota, Metazoa, Chordata, Actinopteri, Salmoniformes, Salmonidae.
CGGAACGUCAUUUGAACUCCGGUCAUCAUCAGACGCUUUUCAGCGCCCGUGGGCACGGCUGGCUGAAAGACACACAUGCGCCAGUCCUUGACUAAGGAUCAUACCAACGACCCAAAUACCCCGUGGUCCCAAAUCACCGUCUGUUAGAGCGCGUUUUUCCAUUUCUUCUGCGGAGAAACGGUUUGACAACUAUUCGAAACUUCCAUGAUGCUUGGAGCAGUUAAAAUGGAAGGACACGAACACACAGACUGGAGCACCUACUACGGAGAGCCCGAGGUGGGUACCUUAAAUAUUUUUUUCGUCUACAACCGAUCCCAUUUUACACAACUCAAUAUUAGCCCAGAGAUAAUAUUAACUUUGUGAUCAAAUAUUGACUUGAGGCGCCUCCAAAUCCAGCCCCAUCUCUACGCACGACACUAUCCUAACGAAGUUGUGCUUGACAUGUAGGGGAAACUUUUUACUCAGAUUGUAAUUCCAUAUGUCUACAUUUAUCGUUACAAAAUCAUAUAUAGUUGUGUAAUUUUACCCAUUGAGCAAACAUUUGUUUUAACCUAUUUCAUUGGUGAACGAUUAAUUCAAAUAUUUGUGUUGCAAAUUCUAUAAUAUUGUCCACACAUAUUACACACUAGAACAAUUUAAUCAAUUUUCUAUUAGUAUUUAAGGUGAUUAGCUGACGUAAGACAUGGUGACAAUUCUUCGUUUUUACUUGCUUGAUGUAGGCUAGAAAUGUAGACUAUUGAUCACAUCAUGUGAAAUUAUAUUUCUGUCAAGCAAUUUGCCUUACCAAAUUUUGCCUUGCAUUUCAGAAGAUGUGAACUGCACUGGGAUUGCUUGCUUUAACAUCAAUUUCGAUCAUUUAUAUUUACAAUUUGUAAUAUACUGAUUAUCAUAGUAUUGUUGGUUGUUAUUAUUAUUGCUGAUAUUAUUGUUAUUAUGUUAUUAUCAUGGCUUUUAUUUGGUCUACUACACAUGAAUACUAUCAACCCUUCCGAAAAUCUCAAACAGGUUAACAAUCCUUGUUUUCUGUCUUGUUUUCCAGUGUUACACCUCGGUUGGCAACAUGAACACAGGCCUGGGCAUGAACUCAAUGAACACCUACAUGAGCAUGUCGGGCAUGAGCACCACGGCCAACAUGACAGCCAACUCCAUGAACAUGUCCUAUGUCAACACGGCCAUGAGCCCCUCCAUGACCGGCAUGUCACCGGGCACCGGAGCCAUGAACAGCAUGGGCGCGGGCAUGACAGCCAUGAGCGCCGCGCUCAGUCCCAGCAUGAGCCCCAUGACCGCGCAGCCUCCGUCCAUGAACUCCCUUACGUCCUACGCCAACAUGAACGCCAUGAGCCCCAUGUAUGGACAGUCCAGCAUCAACAGAUCUAGGGACCCCAAGACAUACCGGAGAAGCUACACUCACGCCAAGCCCCCAUACUCUUACAUUUCCCUCAUCACUAUGGCUAUCCAACAGUCCCCCAGCAAGAUGCUGACGCUGGCCGAGGUCUAUCAGUGGAUCAUGGAUCUUUUCCCGUUUUACCGACAGAACCAGCAACGCUGGCAGAACUCAAUUCGCCACUCUCUAUCCUUCAAUGAUUGUUUCCUCAAGGUGCCUAGAUCUCCGGAUAAGCCCGGCAAGGGCUCGUUUUGGACACUCCACCCGGAUUCGGGGAACAUGUUCGAGAACGGCUGCUAUCUGAGGAGGCAGAAGCGGUUUAAGUGUGACGGCCAAAAGAAGAUGUGCAAGGAUUCAGGCAGGAAGACAUCGGAGGGCGGCUCUAACAGCAGCUCGGAGAGUUGCAACGGCAACGAGUCCCCCCAUUCCAACUCGUCCCCGAACGACCACAAAAGGUCUCUGUCAGACAUGAAGUCGAUCCAGGCUAUGAGUCCGGAGCACGCCGCCUCACCGGUGUCCCACUCCCAGGUGCAUGGGCACCUCAUGUCCCAGCAUCACUCGGUCCUCGCACACGAAGCGCACCUGAAACCCGAGCAUCACUACUCGUUCAACCACCCCUUCUCCAUCAAUAACCUCAUGUCCUCUGAGCAACAGCAUCACAAAAUGGACCUAAAGACUUACGAGCAGGUGAUGCACUAUUCCGGCUACGGUUCCCCCAUGGCCGGGGCGCUGUCCAUGGGUUCAAUGGGAAAAGUAGGCUUGGAUUCCUCGUCAAUACCCACUGACGCAUCUUACUAUCAAGGCGUCUACUCCAGGCCUAUUAUGAACUCCUCAUAAACUGGCGCCAAACAUAAAAUGGACCCUUUCCAGCAAUUUGUACAUUUGUAAAAUUAUAGUUUGUGCAUGUAGGACUAUUCCAGAUAUUUUUGACGUUUCCCACUGAUUUAGUUGUCAAGUUGGUUUAGUAAUUAUUUUGUAAAGGGAUGUUAAUAAUAAUGUGACAAAAUCUGUUCAAAAGGCGGCGUUGAGAAUGGACCAAAAGACAAUAAGCCUAGUGUAAAAUGCAUCUGUAUAGGCCCUACCUACCGGGAUUCUUAAAUGAAUUUAAAUGCAUCGUGGGAGACUGAAGUUCUUCAAUCAUUUGUGUAAUUCUUAUUUAUGGCUUGUAAAUGUGUGUUCUUGUAGUUGACUACAAGAACAGAAUCUAUAUUAAAGUGUUAUUUGGAUUUUUUUCUGAACACAAUUGAUUGAUUUAUUAUUUACACAGUUGGCCUAAGCCUAUUACGCAUCAAUAAAAUAACAG